CUAUAAAUAACAAACCCUAAACCAAACACAUAUUACACAUGUAGUCAACAGCUUUUUUUCCUUCCUUGCACUCUUAGACAAUGGUGACCCCGUUCUUGAGCAGAUGGCCCGACAUCCAGCAAAGAAGAGGAAGCUUCGCGGAAGGAGGGGUUGAAGGAAGACUUGUGCAACAGACAGAGGAGGAGAAUAAAAAAGAAAAAUUUUCUUGGUGUGUUGGAGGAAUUUGGGAACAGCUGCUGGAAAGAAAAGGAGGAAAACGUUUGGAGAGCGGUGGCCUGGCUGGAGAUUUGUUUCUGGCUUGGGGUUCCUGUCGAGAGAGUUCAUCGUUUGCUGUUGGGUUUUGGGAAUCGAAUCUUUGGAAAUUCGCACGUGCAUUUACAUUGUAGCUUGGUUGUUGCGAGAGAUUUUUGGACAAUUGAGUUUAAUGAAUUGAACUGGAUUCU
This is a messenger RNA of Rubroshorea leprosula, 443 nucleotides long. The record is from the annotation of a GenBank genome assembly. Lineage: Eukaryota; Viridiplantae; Streptophyta; Magnoliopsida; Malvales; Dipterocarpaceae.